UCAACUUUCCGCAGCCCAGCAAAUUACCAUCACCAACCCGUCGUCGAUACACAGACAGAUCCGCAAAAAUGGCUGGAGGCAAACCCCGUGGUCUUAACGCCGCCCGUAAGCUGCGAACAAACCGAAAGGACCAGAAAUGGGCCGAUCUCGCCUACAAGAAGCGUGCCCUCGGUACCGCUUAUAAGUCCUCUCCUUUCGGUGGUUCUUCGCACGCGAAGGGCAUCGUCCUCGAGAAGGUCGGUGUCGAGGCCAAGCAGCCCAACUCCGCUAUCCGAAAGUGUGUCCGUGUUCAGCUCAUCAAGAACGGAAAGAAGGUCACUGCCUUCGUCCCCAAUGACGGUUGCUUGAACUUCGUGGAUGAGAACGACGAGGUCCUCCUGGCUGGUUUCGGUCGCAAGGGCAAGGCCAAGGGUGAUAUUCCCGGUGUGCGAUUCAAGGUCGUCAAGGUCUCCGGUGUCGGUCUGCUUGCUCUGUGGAAGGAGAAGAAGGAGAAGCCCCGUUCUUAAGCGAAGAGCGCGUGGAUGGAAACAAAGUCAUAUUUCGACACGUGGAGUCUAUUCGGAUUGCUUGCAUCGACAUUACGGUUAGGGAUCUGAUCAUGGGAGACGGGUCUGCAAAAGGAAAAUAGAUCACAAAGUCUUCGACGAACAAAUCAUGACGUGCACGCUGCGUGACAAGGAAUCCCGGGUAUUGAUCCCACAUCUCCAUCAUGACAUUAUGGUACAAUUGUGUUUUACACUGCUACAG
This is a messenger RNA of Fusarium graminearum PH-1, 747 nucleotides long. RefSeq lists its product as uncharacterized. Gene Ontology annotation, molecular function: structural constituent of ribosome. Gene Ontology annotation, biological process: translation. NCBI's taxonomy places the organism in Eukaryota, Fungi, Ascomycota, Sordariomycetes, Hypocreales, Nectriaceae. Gene Ontology annotation, cellular component: ribosome; cytosolic small ribosomal subunit. Bases 69 to 506 code for a protein of 145 amino acids. The record is from RefSeq and is a predicted model, not a curated record. The transcript has 3 exons.